Molecule: messenger RNA, 1431 nt
Organism: Chanos chanos (milkfish)
Lineage: Eukaryota; Metazoa; Chordata; Actinopteri; Gonorynchiformes; Chanidae
Product: E3 ubiquitin-protein ligase TRIM50-like
Exons: 6
Coding region: 1-1431 (476 amino acids)
Molecular function (GO): protein binding; zinc ion binding
Source: RefSeq, a predicted model, not a curated record
AUGAAUUCCUGGCCCAGUUUGGAGUCUUUAGAGGAGCAACUACGCUGCCCAGUGUGUCUUGAGGUCUAUACCGAACCCCUGAUGCUGCAGUGUGGACACUCCUAUUGCCGCAGCUGCGUCCGCUCCAUGACCAUGGACCCGCUGGGCCAGCUGCAGUGCCCCGUGUGCCGCUGCGCCGUGGACGGAGACCGCCCCCCUCCCAACAUCACGCUGGCCCGCAUCGUGGACGCCCUGAGGCAGAUGAGCGAACCGGGUCAAGCCCCUCCGGAGACCUGCAUCCAUCACAAUAACCCUCUGAGCCUGUACUGCGAGGAGGAUCAGAACCUCAUCUGCGGACUGUGCGGAAGCAUUGGCGCCCAUCGCUCACACAAGGUCACGCCGAUCAGCAACGUCUACAGUCGCAUGAAGGAGGAUAUUUCCUGCCUGAUGACAGACUUUCAGACCCAGAAACGAAAGUUAGAGGAUCAGAUAUGUAAAAUGGCCUACAACAAAUCCCGGAUCACAAAUGAAUCCGACGUGCUUAAGUGGGUGGUGAGGAAGGAGUUUGGCGAGCUGAGGCGGUACGUGGAGCUGGAAGAGGCCAGUUUCAUGCAGCGUGUGGAGAGCACUGCCUCCACCCUUAUCGCAUCCAUCCAGGCCCAGGCCGAUCAGAUGACCCAGCUGCUGGCGCGCUUCCAGGAGGCCGAGGCCACGCUGGACGCCCUGAGCGAUGAGGGCCAUCUGGGCUUUAUCACAAAAUAUGGAUCCAUUGCUCCGAGGUUCAAAGAAUGUCAGCAACGGGAACAGAGAGAGGAGAGGACGUAUAACUCCAUUAACUUUAACCCCGGCUUCAACCAUAACGACAUCCAGAUCUCUGUGUGGAAAAGAUUACACAGAAGAGUCCUACCUGCUCGUGAGCGCCUGAAGUUUGACCCUUUGACGGCCCACCCCAUGCUGCAGCUAAGUGAGGACAACACUUCGGUCGAGUGCGGCGUCCUCCUUAACCGUCUCCCCAACAACCCCGAACGUUUCACCUUCAGCUACUGCGUGUUGACCGGUCGCGGUUUCUCCUCGGGCAAGCAUUACUGGGAGGUCCGGGUGGACGACAAACCGAAAUGGCGGGUGGGCCUGAUCAAAGGAACGGCUCCCCGCAAAGGCAAACUGAACAAGACUCCGGAAGGCGGCAUGUGGUUGAUCGGUCUUAGGGAGGGACGCGUGUACGAAGCUUUCGCCGGUCCACGCGUCGCCCUACCCCUCACGACGCAGCCCCGAUGCAUAGGGCUUUUUCUGGACUACGAGAAGGGCGAGCUGACGUUUUAUAACGCGGACAGCCCCGAUGAGCUCAGCUUCAUCUACUCUUACCAGGCUGAGCUGCAGGGAAAGGUAUACCCGCUGUUUGACGUAUGCUGGCACGGGCGCGGUGCCAACAAGCAGCCCAUAACUCUGCCCUAG